Daucus carota subsp. sativus is the source of this 1817-nucleotide messenger RNA. RefSeq names its product probable protein phosphatase 2C 60. Bases 249 to 1403 code for a protein of 384 amino acids. The transcript is spliced from 5 exons. The record is from RefSeq and is a predicted model, not a curated record. Lineage: Eukaryota; Viridiplantae; Streptophyta; Magnoliopsida; Apiales; Apiaceae. Gene Ontology annotation, biological process: peptidyl-threonine dephosphorylation. Gene Ontology annotation, molecular function: protein serine/threonine phosphatase activity; cation binding.
CAAAUAGCAAAUACUAAAACGAUCUCAACAAAACGUUGUCCAGAUAGAUCUUCAGAUCUACCUAUCCAUCGUUCUCUACCCUUUUUACAAUUGGGGUCAGUAGCUUAGCUCAUCAACUCUUCUCAGAUCGUUCUCCUUCUAUCGAUACAUUUCUUGGCAAGUGAUUAUUUUUGGUUGGGGGAUCUGCUGUUGACAUCCGAUUGUUUUGGAUGUGAUGCAUUUGGGUUAAGUAAGGUUUGAGAUGAGGGAUGUUAUCGACGUUGAUAAAAUUUUUGAGAUCAUGCUGGCUCCCGUCCUCCUCAGAUAGUAAUGAGCAGUCGACUUCUAACACGGCUGGCAAGCAAGAUGGGCUACUUUGGUAUAAAGACAUGGGUCAACACUUGACGGGUGACUAUUCAAUGGCUGUUGUCCAGGCCAAUAAUUUGCUUGAGGAUCAAGCGCAGAUUGAGUCAGGCAACUUAAGCUUACUCGAGUCGGGGCCUUUUGGGACUUUUGUUGGAGUAUACGAUGGUCAUGGUGGACCGGAGACAUCACGUUACAUCACUGAUCAUCUUUUUCUAAAUCUAAAAAGGAUUGCUUCAGAGCAAGGGUCACCAACAAUGUCCGUUGACAUUAUACGAAGAGCAUAUGAAGCAACAGAAGAGGGCUUUUCAUCUGUUGUUGCUAGACAAUGGCCAGUGAGACCACAGUUAGCCGCUGUGGGAUCUUGUUGCCUUACUGGCUUGAUCUGUAAUGGAACACUGUACAUUGCCAACCUUGGUGAUUCCCGUGCUGUUCUCGGAAGGCUUGUGAGGGCGACCGGAGAGGUUCUCGCUAUCCAACUUUCAGCUGAACAUAAUGCUAGCAUUGAGUCUGUUAGGCAAGAGUUGCAUUCUCUGCAUCCAGAUGACUCUCAGAUUGUUGUCUUAAAGCAUAAUGUAUGGCGUGUAAAGGGUCUAAUACAGAUUUCUAGAUCUAUCGGUGAUGUUUAUCUGAAAAAAGCUGAGUUUAAUAGGGAGCCUUUGUAUGCUAAGUUUCGCCUUCGUGAUCCUAUAAUCAGGCCAAUAUUGAGCUCUGAUCCAACAAUAUCAGUGCAUGAGCUUUCACCUCAUGAUCAUUUUCUCAUUUUUGCCUCUGAUGGUCUCUGGGAGCACCUUACCAAUCAGGAGGCAGUUGAUAUAGUACAACACAAUUCUCGUAACGGAAUUGCUCGAAGGCUUGUAAAAACUGCCUUGCAGGAAGCAGCAAAGAAGAGAGAAAUGCGUUAUUCUGAUUUAAAGAAGGUUGAUCGUGGGGUUAGGCGGCAUUUCCAUGAUGAUAUCACAGUUAUAGUUGUAUUUCUGGAUUUUAAUCUUGUAAGCAGAGGGAGCUCACUGAGAGGCCCUACCGUAUCUCUUCGAGUGGCUAGUACAAACCAACAGUAAAACUUUAACACAGUCUCCGACACCUACAGAAACUGGCAACACCUGAGAUUUUCUUGGUUGUAUCAAAAUACAGUAUCUUUGUGAUGCCAUCUGGUUGACCAAAAAGAUGAGAGGAGAUGGCAGAGCCCAAAAGUAAAGACAAGUGGAUUUAAGGAAGCAGGUAUGAUAAACUAAGCAAGGACGAUUAUAGACUAUAGAACUAGCUCUUGAAGUGACUGUAGAUCAUUGAGACUGAUAUUUUCUUUACUUUCUUAUUUUUUUAUAGAAAAAAAACCCCAAGACAACUUUUCUAGUUUUACUCUUUUCUUCUUUUAAAGGUUGUAUUAACAGUUAUGUAAAUGUCGUGAACAGUAAACUAGUAGUAUGUAUUAACAACACUUUUAUUAAUUUAUAUUACACAUUUUAUGUUAUGAA